GUAUUGUACAUGAACCAAUCCUCAUAGCCAACAUUUUAGAGAGGUUUCUCAAAGGAUUUUAAAGCCUUUCUUGAUUAAAAUUACAAGCUAUGGGGUUUCCAUAGACCUGAUAUUAUUUCUGGAUGCUAUGGGUAUUUCAAACAUCUAUUAAUUUAGUGGAGCAGAAACUAGGCCAACUUAAAAGCCCUCCAGAAUACCUAUAAUAUUUAUUCAUGGAAAUAGUGAUGUGGCUGUAGGAGAUGGAAGCUAUGGAGUUUUUAUGACAGGAUUUAGCUCUUAGAUUGAAUAUUUUUUAAGUCAAGGAUACGAGAAAUAAGAUUUAUAUGCUACUACUUGGGGAGAUGCUGAUUCUGCCACAGCAAGUCUUAACUAUCAUUCUGAAAACUACCUUAAAUACAACAGAGCCUUUGUUGAGGCUGUUUUAGAAUAUACAAAAUCUCCUUACGUCAACAUAAUUUCUCAUUCAAUGGGUGUAACUUUGGCUAGAAAAAUCAUCAAAGGAGGAACUGGCCAUGAUGAAUUGGGUAGUGGAAGAUAUGAUCUAGGUGAUCCUCUUACUUCAAAUGUUAAAGUAUUUGUAGGUUUAGCAGGAGGAAAUUAAGGAUUAACUUCAUGUUAUACUUCUGGUUCAUCUUUGCCUACUUGUGGCAUGACUAAUGGAUUCUAUCCAGGAUAACCACCUUAUGUAGGAAGAUCUGAGUUUUUAGAACAAUUGGAUUCGAAUUCAGCAAAGGAAGGAAAAUACAUAGUAACUGGAAGAGCAAACUAUGAUGAAAUUAUUGGAGGAAAUAAUCUUGUUUGGGGAAAAUAUACAACUAGAAUUAAAAAUGAGAAUGAGGAGAUUUUAUUUAAUAGUCCAUCUGUAGGUCAUUUUGGAUUAAGAGAUGAGGCUGGACCUUAGAUUUACUCAAUUCUAAAAAAACAAGGAGCUAUCAAUUAAUGAAU
This is a messenger RNA of Paramecium pentaurelia, 945 nucleotides long. The record is from the annotation of a GenBank genome assembly. Lineage: Eukaryota; Ciliophora; Oligohymenophorea; Peniculida; Parameciidae.